CUCAGUUUCCUCCUUCUCCUCCUCCUGCUCCUCCUUCUUUCGCCGCCCGAUCGGGCAACAGCCCUCCGCCCGCAACUGAUCGCCGCCGCCGGAUUCCGGCGCCCCGGGGCCAACGGCGGCCUCCUCCGGCGAUGGAUGCGCCGAUGGCAUGACUCGCCGCCCGGAUUAUUGCCCCGUCGCCGCUCGCAUUAUCGGCGCGUCCGGUCUCGGUUGCUGGGGUUAAUGCUCAGAUCAAGUAUGAAGCAAAGGCCCUUCAUCCCCUGCUGGAACAUAUUUCAGACACCAUCGCGAGACAGAUUCUCAUGGAUGCUUAGUACAUGCUUGUGUUUCUAUAUACAUUCGUACAGUGGGAAUCUGGUUGAAACGUGGAUGCCUGUUGUAGAUACAUGAAUAUAGGUUCUUUUUAGAUCAGUGCGGUACUUUUCGUAGCUUGUACUUCGAAUUGUGAAAUCUAUGGGCAUAUCCAUCUAAUGGUGUUGAUGUGACUGGAGACUGUGAAUGUGUGUCGACAGUUAUUUGAUUGUGUCUAAGGUAAGAAAUUAAUGGUUAGAAGAGAUAGUUUAGCCGCCUAGGUGAGGUGAAAACUGCACUAAGGAGAUUGGGACGAAGGACUAAGAGGGGAAAGCCAAGCAUAUGUAGUUUUUCCAGGGAACAAGGUGUAAACGAAUUGGAUUUCAGCAAUGGGGUUGCCGCAAGUUUGCCCCAGUGAAGGCACCGAUGAAAAUGCAGCGGCCUCAUUUCGUUUGUUAGGUUCGCGGCAGUUUGCCAGUGUGAGCACCUGUGAUUUGGAUGGGAUGCAUGGAGAAGAUAUGAGCAGGAAGGAUGGUGACCCUCGAGAUACCGAGAAAAUGAUUAGCUCGGAGGUUUCUGAGUUUCAAGGUGAUUCGUUUAAGUACGGGAUAAAAGCUGCAUUCAAUGCUAAUGGGUUUAGGAGCAAUCUGGCAGAUAAGGGAAGUUGGCUUACUCCUAAAAGUGAGAGGAGCAUUCAGGAUCCUAUAUCAAGAAUAGUGGGCUUUGAGUCUGGUGGAGUGACCCGCGGCUUUGAUGGGAUUUCAGUUGAAUGUGAACGAUCCUUUGACGCGCCUGGUGUGAAAAUGAAUGAGACUGAUUCCAGUGGGUCAUUAAUUAGGAAACGCUUGUUCUCACCUUUGAGCCAUGAUCUAUCCUCAGAAAAAGUUGGUGACGAUUCUCUUGAAAUUGGCAGUGGCAGUUUCCAGAAAACUUCCACUGCCUUAACCGACACACCCAGUUCUUUUUUGGCGAAAGACUACAAGAAAGCAAAUUUUGGAAGGACAAGAUACCGUACCAUCUCAAGCGGGGCAUUGUCAAGAAGCUUAGAGAGUAGGAGCACUCCCUGGGAUACUAAAACGGCUUCUUGCUUUUUCACUGACGGGCCUUUGCUGGAAGAGAAGGAACCCCUAAGUUAUACUUGUCGUGUAUUGUCAUCUGCAGUUGAGGACUCGAGAAAAUUUAGUAAGGUGAGAUCCGAAAGCAUGGUGGUACCAUUGGCUACUGAAAAGAUAACCUCAUCUACUCUUUCUUCAUCUCCUCUUGGCCCAAAAUUUUCUGAAAGGAUAAAAACUGGAGGAGGAAAUAAGAAUCUAAUGAGCGUUACUGAUGAUUCUUCGAGCUUGAUGAACGUAGAGAGUUUUUUCCACAAAUCAGAUACGAACAUUAGUGUUGACACUGAAGAGGAUGACUUUAGUGCGGUAACCAGAUCUUUUGAAGAUGUUGAUCUCUUAAACAAGGAAUUUCGUCCGUCUUCCUUGGAAAGUACUGCUGAGGUGUUUUGUCCAUGGUGUCGAGAAUCGACUCCUAAAUCUCGACAUGCAUUUAGGAGCUUCAGCAGACUAUCUGUUAGGAGGUCAUUGGUUGGUUCCUUUGAGGAGUCUCUGUUGUCUGGUAGACUUCUCUCGGGGAAACUCUGUCAGAAAAUUGAUGGUUUUCUUGCUGUGCUGAGCGUUGUUGGAGGGAGUUUCUCACCGCUGUCACAGAAGCUUCCAUUCUCUGUAAGCAGUGUGGAUGGAGAUUGCUCUCUGCUGUACUUUGCAUCCAUUGAUCUCGCUGGAUCCUCGUCUUCAAAUAAGUGUGUUGGCCACAAAUCUGGGAAGAGUCUCAGCCGUGACGAUUUGCAAUCUGUCAAGAGCCGCCUGCGCAUUCCUAUGAAAGGGCGCAUACAACUGGUCCUCAGCAAUCCCGAGAAGACACCUGUUCACAGAUUUCUUUGCCACUAUGAUUUGACCGACAUGCCGCUGGGUACCAAGACAUUUUUGCGCCAGAAGGCCACGCUAGAAUCUUCUUGCUUAGCUUCUGCACAGCUGAAAAAGCAGUUAGAUUUGAACUCAAAAGUCACAGAGGUCAUGACUCCAAUGUCGAGCCAUCUUGUACAGUCUGGAGAUGAUGCUACACAAUCCAAUGCUACUGGGAAUGAAACCUCUGAUGUGGUGGUUUCAGUAGAGGCAGGUGAUCAAUCUGAGAAACCUGACAGCUUUGGGAAGCAAAAUAUUCCCUCUUCUAAGUUUAAUGAUGGGUGUAGGAGCAGUAAACCUGGCAAUGACUGUUAUUGUGAAGAUACUUGCAACGGUAGCGACAGAAAAACCUUUCAUGGUUGUUCAAAGGUCAACGAGAACAUGACUGGAGCUGGUGCCUUGCGCUAUGCUCUUCACCUCCGUUUUCUUUGCCCUUUUCCUAAAAAGAGUAAAAGGUCAGUUGCAAGAUGUAAAUCUGAUCCCCUCUCUGUACCGAAAGAAAAGUUGUUAGAUAGGGAAAGGAGAUUCUAUUUAUACAAUGACAUGAGGGUUGUAUUUCCUCAACGACAUUCAGAUGCUGAUGAAGGCAAGUUCAAGGUGGACUAUCACUACCCAGAAGAUCCAAAAUACUUUGACCUCGGCAAUUGAAAUGUCUCCAAGCUACCUCCUCAAUUGAAUCCUGGAGGUGCUGUACAUAAUUCAGUCUUCCUUUUCGAAUAUCUUCAUUUCUCCUCUUGUACAGAUCUCAGUUUCUCAAUAAUGUUAACCCUUGUAAUUCCAUGUACAAGUUAACUUUAUCAUCACAGCCUUCAUAUCAAAUAUGGGCUCACUGCCUCUGGCAGUUGUUGCUUGAAA
Molecule: messenger RNA, 3104 nt
Organism: Syzygium oleosum
Lineage: Eukaryota; Viridiplantae; Streptophyta; Magnoliopsida; Myrtales; Myrtaceae
Exons: 6
Coding region: 681-2897 (738 amino acids)
Source: RefSeq, a predicted model, not a curated record